AUGGCCUUACAGAAAAAGUUGUCCACUAACGAAUUCGAGUUGAUCUCGAUUAAUAAAAUGAACAACAACAGCAGCAUUACCAACAACGCUACUACGAACAACGAUCCCAACGGGAACGGAAUUACAGGUAUCAUCAGCAACGGUGGAAACAACAACGGUAGCAACGUUAACAACGCCGGCGUCAAGAUGCAACCGAAAAAGAUUCAAUUUAGUACGCCGGAGUUUAGCAUUACGCCGAUUGAGACGCUACCCGGAAGUACGGCUCGGCCACCACCAAGUCGAAGAAGGGAGGAAGCCAUCGUCAUGGCCAACCUUCGGAAACGGGUUGCCGCAGUCGAUCUGAACAAGGCGCCUCGCAGAAACAACACCGCCACCAAUUUGGAUGACAUCAACUUUAAUGACACCGGGCAAACCCAGGACCAGCUGGACAACCGCCCGCUUCUGCCCAAAUCGCUGGGCCAGUCGACGCCGGACCGUAAGGAUCGGCAAAAGAAUGGCACCAAUGACGGUGGGGAGGAAUCUCCGAAAGUGAAGGUGGUCAUGGAUAAGGAUUUCAUCUUCGAGUGUUUGUGCUGGCACAACGAAUACCGGAUGCGACACGGAGCGCCCGCUUUGAGUAUCUCCUCCGAGCUGUGCGAGUACGCUUCCGCGUGGGCCAACCAUCUGGCCAGUACGAAUGAGUUGUACUACCAGAGCGGUGCCACAUAUGGGCAGAAUAUUUUCUGCUGUCCGGCGAACUCGUUGCUGACGGAUCUUUCGGGUCAAGAGGUGGCCACUUACUGGUACAGUACCAACCGACGGUAUGACUACUUUAAAGAAAGUCACCUGCUGCACACCAACGUUAACACCGGACACUUCAGUCAGAUGGUGUGGCGGGCGAGCAAGUACUUCGGUGUCAGCAAAUCCAUUUCCAAAACGGGCAAACUGUUUGUGGUGGCGUAUUACUAUCCGGCCGGCAACGUGAUGGGCGAGUUCCGGCAGAAUGUUCUGCCACCCAUCGUGGCCACCGAUGAUCCCCACCUGUCGCGACCACCCUCAAGCAAGGACCUGGAAAAUCUGACUGCUUCCCACUGA
This is a messenger RNA of Armigeres subalbatus, 1074 nucleotides long. RefSeq lists its product as uncharacterized. Gene Ontology annotation, cellular component: extracellular region. NCBI's taxonomy places the organism in Eukaryota, Metazoa, Arthropoda, Insecta, Diptera, Culicidae. The transcript is spliced from 3 exons. Bases 1 to 1074 code for a protein of 357 amino acids. The record is from RefSeq and is a predicted model, not a curated record.